AUGACGGUUUCUAAGAGUAAGAGGGUCGUCCUCAUCGACAACUAUGAUUCAUUUACCUGGAAUUUGUAUGAAUACCUGUGCGAAGAGGGUGCUGAAGUUCUGGUGUAUCGUAAUGACAAGAUCACUGUAGAUGAAGUCGCAGGAUUAAAACCUGAUAUUGUGUUCAUUUCUCCCGGGCCAGGUCACCCCAAGACCGAUUCUGGUAUUUCGAGAGAUUGCAUCGAAUUCUUCACUGGAAAAAUACCCGUCUUUGGCGUGUGUAUGGGGCAGCAAUGUAUGUUUGAAGUUUUUGGUGGGGAAGUCAAUUAUGCAGGAGAAGUAGUACACGGUAAGACCUCCGAAAUCUACCAUGACGAUAAGGGAAUUUUCAAGGAUGUGCCACAAGGUGUAGCCGUCACCAGAUAUCAUUCUCUUGCCGGCUCUAGAUCGACCCUUCCUGACGUAUUAGAAGUCACAGCUAAAACAGACAGCGGUGUUAUUAUGGGUGUCCGCCACAAGAAGUUCACUGUGGAAGGUGUUCAAUUUCAUCCCGAAUCUAUUCUCACUGAAGAGGGACAUUUAAUGAUCAAAAACAUUCUGAAUACUCAAGGAGGAACUUGGGAAGAAAAUGAGAGGUUAAGCAAAAAUGAAAAAUUUAAGACGCAAAGCUCUUCUAUUCUGGAUAGAAUCUAUUCACAGCGCCAACAGGACGUAGAGGAACUAUCAUCUAUUCCUGGUUUUACAAUGCGCGACCUCGAAGCUAACUUUAAGCUUGGACUCGCUCCUUCUGUUCAGGACUUUUAUAAAAGGCUAACUUCUCACACUUCCAGGGCGGCUGUUCUUGCUGAAAUCAAGAGGGCCUCACCUUCAAAAGGCGAUAUCGACAUACAUGCCAUCGCAGCUGAGCAAGCUUUGAAAUACGCCGGUGCAGGUGCAUCUGCUAUCUCUGUUUUAACAGAACCUCAUUGGUUCAAGGGAAGCAUCCAAGACUUACAAAAUGUCAGAAGAGCACUAGAUAAAGAAUUCGCCCAGGAUCCUUCUAAAAGACCCUGUGUUUUAAGGAAAGAGUUUGUCUUCAGUAAAUAUCAAAUUCUAGAGGCUCGCUUGGCUGGUGCUGAUAGUGUUCUUCUGAUUGUGAAAAUGUUGAGCCAAACUGAAUUGCGCGACUUAUAUGAUUAUGCCACGAAAGAAGUAGGCUUAGAACCUCUCGUUGAAGUGAGCUCAAAGGAUGAAAUGAUUAGGGCCCUGGAGAUCAACGCAAAAGUGAUCGGGGUCAACAACCGUGACUUACAUUCUUUUCAUGUUGACUUGAACACCACCAGUUCCUUGGUAAGCUCAGUUCCUGAGGGUACUAUUUUGCUUGCAUUAUCCGGCAUAAAGAAUGGUAGCGACGCAGAAACGUAUAAAUCAGAGGGUGUGCAUGGAUUUCUUGUUGGAGAAGCUCUAAUGAGAGCCAAAGAUGUCAAGGCGUUAAUUAGCGAACUAGUUAGAUAG
Messenger RNA from Lachancea fermentati, 1473 nucleotides. The record is from the annotation of a GenBank genome assembly. Lineage: Eukaryota; Fungi; Ascomycota; Saccharomycetes; Saccharomycetales; Saccharomycetaceae.